UUACUGAGCUUCCUGCCUGAAGGUCUGUGGGUGAAAGGCCUCUGGUCCCCUCAGGCAGUCUACCAUGGAGCUCCACCACGCAGCGCUGGUCACCGUGUUCCUGCUCACUCUGCUCUCAACCCAGGGUCUCUGCAGGAACGAGGAGGAGCGUCUGAUCAACUACCUGUUCAAAGAGAAAGGAUACAACAAAGAGCUGAGACCCGUUAAGAAACAGCACGAUGUCGUCGACGUAUAUCUCGCCCUAACUCUCUCCAACCUCAUCUCUCUGAAAGAAGUAGAUGAGACGCUGCUGACUAACGUGUGGAUCGACCAUGCAUGGACUGACUACAGGCUGUCCUGGAACCCCUCGGAGUUCGACGGCAUCAAGAUGCUUCGCCUGCCGCCCAGCAUGGUCUGGCUGCCGGAGAUCGUGCUGGAAAACAAUAACGACGCCCAGUUCCAGGUGGCCUACUACAGUAACGUACUGGUGGAUCCUACUGGUCUCUGCUACUGGUUGCCUCCUGCCAUCUUCCGUUCCUCCUGCUCCAUCAACGUCAACUACUUCCCCUUCGACUGGCAGAACUGCACGCUGAAGUUCACCUCUCUGACGUACAACGCCAAAGAGAUCAAGAUGCUGCUGAAGGAGGAUGGGAAUAAAACACAUAAUCACACAGUGGAGUGGAUCGUUACUGACCCGGAGAGCUUUACAGAGAACGGAGAGUGGGAGAUCAUCCACCGGCCGGCCAAGAAAAACACCUUCAAGCACAUUCCCAUGGAGAGCAACAAGCACCAGGACAUCACCUUCUACCUGGUCAUCAAACGCAAACCUCUCUUCUACAUCGUCAACAUCAUCAUCCCCUGUGUGCUCAUCUCCUUCCUGGCCUCACUGGUCUACUACCUGCCUGCAGACAGUGGUGAGAAGAUGACGCUGUCCAUCUCCGUGCUGCUGGCUCAGUCUGUCUUCCUGCUGCUGAUCUCUCAGAGGCUGCCGGAGACGUCCAUGUCUGUCCCGCUGAUAGUCAAAUAUUUGAUGUUCAUCAUGGUUCUUGUUACGAUCGUCGUGUUGAACUGUGUCGUCGUGCUCAACCUGCACUUCCGUACCCCCAGUACACACGUCAUGUCUGAAUGGACCAAGAAGUUUUUCCUUGAACGGCUGCCCCGGAUCCUCCAUAUGUCCCAUCCUGCAGACGAUGAGCCAAUGUGGGAUGGAGCGUUGCCACGACGAUCCAGUUCGGUCGGGUACAUCACUGCAGCAGAGGAAUAUUACAGCAUCAAGUCCCGCAGCGAGCUGAUGUUUGAGAGGCAGUCAGAAAGGCAUGGCCUGUCAAAGCGGCCCACGCACGCCUCAGUGUUGAAGCCGGAGGAAGGUGAUGGCGUGACGGAUCAGCUGUACGGAGAGAUCAAGCCGGCGGUGGACGGAGCGAACUACAUCGUCAAGCACAUGCGCAACAAGAAUGACUACAACGAGGAGAAGGACAACUGGAGCGGUAUCGCUCGUACAGUGGACCGUCUCUGCCUCUUCCUGAUCACCCCAGUGAUGACCUUUGGCACCAUCAUCAUCUUCCUGACGGGAAUCUGCAACCACCCCCCACACCUGCCCUUCAAAGGAGACCCACACGACUACAGCGAGGACAACCCCCGCCUGCUGUGACCCCGGCGCUCUCAACAGCAGUUCUGUUGCAGCUCGGUUCUGUUUGCUUGGCUCUUUUGUUACAGGUUCUGUUGCCGUUAUCAGCUUCAUAUUUUACUUCUGUGUCUUGAGUUUGAAGUGAGUAUUUUAUGCCUGGUUUGAUGUAACAUCUGUUUUCUGCAUUGGGAGCUCAGUCUGUGUCUCCAGGACACAAAACAUGUUUUAAAUGUUUCUUUUUUUUAAUAAUUGCCAAAGAAAUAUUGUAUAGCAACAUAAUUAGUUUUUAAAUAAAUGUUAUUUACUUCCACACUCACUAUACAUAAAAAAAUAUUCAUAACUUUUCAUAGUUUUUAAACUCUUAAAACCCGAUUUUAUUGAUUAAAGUUUAAUUGUUUAGGAAAAUUCAGGAAAAGUAACUUUUUAUUGGAUUUUCUUUGGGAUGGUAAUAUCCAAGCCAAAAAUCGGCAGGAAAAAAUCUUGCUUUGAUUCAUUUUAGGUUUUAUGAAGGCCUUUAUUUACCCCAGUCCUCACCAUACAUAACGAAUAUUCAUCCUUUUUCUGAAUUCGUAUUCCCCUAAAUGCCAGUUUUAACAAAUAAAGUUUAUUUUUUGUUUUGAAAUCAAAACCA
Girardinichthys multiradiatus is the source of this 2237-nucleotide messenger RNA. RefSeq names its product cholinergic receptor, nicotinic, delta (muscle) (gene chrnd). The record is from RefSeq and is a predicted model, not a curated record. Gene Ontology annotation, cellular component: synapse; postsynaptic membrane; neuron projection. Bases 65 to 1630 code for a protein of 521 amino acids. The transcript has 12 exons. Gene Ontology annotation, molecular function: acetylcholine-gated monoatomic cation-selective channel activity; transmembrane signaling receptor activity. Gene Ontology annotation, biological process: chemical synaptic transmission; monoatomic ion transmembrane transport; nervous system process. NCBI's taxonomy places the organism in Eukaryota, Metazoa, Chordata, Actinopteri, Cyprinodontiformes, Goodeidae.